CACAGAAUUUUAAUUGGUCAAUCAACUUCAGUUUCAUCAGAAAAUUGAUCGGGAAACAGUAGAAUUUAGGCAACUUAAAUUCUUUCCAAUCAGUAUAUAAAGUCCGUCUGAAUGAAGCAAGCCAUUACAAACGGGCGUUUGUUGUGAACAUCAGGACUCGGUGGAGGACUACACCACAUAACUCUCAAUAGUACACGUGUUAAAUGGGUGACAUAGCCGCAUCUAAUGUCGAGGAAACUGAUAAAAUUAAAAAUUUUUCAAACAAGAUGAUGGUCCCCGAGGAGAACUUAGGAGGAAUGUAUGCGCUCACCUUCAAAGAUGAUAGAGGAGAUGAAAUUGACGUAAGAUUCGAUGCCAAAAAUCAGGAGCGUGGUGGAUGGAGUGGUAAACUGGAUUUUGUGAUGACAUGCAUUGGUUAUGCUGUCGGUCUUGGAAAUGUUUGGCGCUUCCCGUAUUUAUGUCACAAAAAUGGCGGAGGCGCAUUCCUUAUCCCAUACUGUUUAAUGUUGAUACUGCUUGGACUUCCGUUAUUUUUCCUCGAAUUUGCAUUCGGUCAAUUCGCGAGUCUUGGUCCUAUAUCUGUGUGGAAUAUUAGUCCUCUGUUUAAAGGUAUUGGUUAUGCAAUGGUCAUUCUCUCUUGGUUACUCGUUAUUUACUAUCAAAUUGUUGUAGCGCAUUGUUUGUACUAUUUCUGUGCUAGUUUCACCAGCGUACUGCCUUGGACUUAUUGUGAUCCCGCCUGGAGCAGUCCUCAAUGCAUGGAUGCUUUUCGUGUCAAUUUCACAAACAUUACAAACCCUAAAUCUCCAUCUGAAGAUUAUUAUUUCAAUGAAGUGCUCAAGCUUACCUCUGGCCUUGAAGACUUCGGUACACCUAGUUGGUCGUUAUCAUUGUGCCUUUUGGCUUGUUGGAUUAUCUCUGCAUUGGCUGUUAUCAAGGGUGUACAGUCACUCGGGAAAGUAUCUUAUUUUACUGGCAUAUUUCCAUACAUAAUGUUGACUAUACUGUUGAUCAGAAGUGUACUUCUACCUGGUGCCAAAGACGGUAUACUCUACUACCUCACACCAGAUUUUUCACGUCUAUCGGAUCCACAAGUGUGGGCGGAUGCAGCUACACAGAUUUUCUUCUCUUUGGGUUGUUGUAACGGUGGUUUGAUAACCAUGUCUAGUUACAAUAAAUUUAAGAACAACUGUUGUAGAGAUGCAGUAAUAUUUGCGGUUAUCAAUUGUGCAACUUCUGUGUAUGCUGGAUUUGUUAUCUUCAGUAAUCUGGGAUUUAUGGCUUUAACAAAAAAUACUACAGUUGCUGCAGUUGCAACAUCCGGUCCCGGAUUGGCCUUCGUUGUUUAUCCUGAAGCGAUGACAAAUAUGCCACUUCCGAGUCUAUGGUCCGUGCUGUUUUUCAUUAUGAUGUUGACAUUGGGCUUCGGUUCACAGUUUUCAAUUUUGGAGACGACACUUUCUGGUACAGAGGAUGAAUUGAGACGGUUGGGUGUGGUGUUAACAACGAAACGAAAAAUUGCCUACAGAAUCGCAGUUUGUUGUGUGGACUUUCUGCUUGGAUUACCAAUGGUCUGUGGUGGUGGAUAUUAUUUAUUUUCAAUAUACGACAGUGUCAUAUCUGGUUAUACACCAUUGGUUGUUGCACUAAUGGAAACCCUUGUCAUAUGCUAUGUCUACGGUUUAAAACAGUUUCGACGGGAUAUUGAAUUGAUGAUUGACGAACGACCGAAUUGGUAUUGGCGUAUAUGCUGGCUAUUCUUUACUCCAUUGAUCUGCUUUUUGUUAAUUGUAUGCAUCUUUAUCUACUCAAAAGAAUUCAAAGAAGGCAAUUACACCUAUCCUCAGUGGGCUUUAAUCUUUCGUCAUAUAUUGGCAGCUAUCCCUGUAGUAACAAUUGUCGUCUGGUUUUUAUAUAAAUAUUGUAAAGAGGGUGGUUUUGUUUUGAUGAAGGAGUUUUUGAAGCCUGUUCAUGAAUGGGGACCAGCGGAAAAAGAACACCGAACAGAGUUCAUCUCUAUGAUAAAGUCAAGUGAAUCACUGCAUCGUUCACGGAUUAAUGAUGUCGGUAGUAAUGCUAAUGCACUGGCUCAAGCAGUGUCUGGUAGUCAAAUGCAAGUUAACUUUGGCCUAGGUGGUUCAAUGAUCAGUGAUCUGGCUGCAGCCGGUGUAGUCGAUGAUACAAAGUUUUUCCAAAGUAAAUUAAAAGUUGCCGAAAAACUAACUCAAGCUCAUACCAAGGAGAUAGUGAAACGAGUUGCCAGUAGCACUGACUUCGGUCCACUAGAUCCGGCUGCAGUUUUGACAGCUAGUCAAACAGCCUUAGCAGCUGUCAGUUCUGCGGCUAUUCUUAGUACCCUGCAAGAGCCUAGUAUUCCAGAGAAUAUAAGUUUCCCACCAAUCACUAUCCGGUUGCCUGAACAGAUUGAAGGUGUUCAUGAAGACGAGGAAGAUGAUACGGUGAAUCGUAAUCAUCGCUUGGGUCAACAGUAUCAACAAAAUAAUAAGCCUCAACAACAAAAGGGUCAAAAACAGCCUAUGCAAGAUCAAAAGCAACAGAAAGAAUAAAUAAACUGAUUAAUAGAACAAUCUGAAUAUAUACAUAUUAAAAAAAACAUUUUUCGUAUUAAACAAUUUUCACUAAACAAUAAGUUUGAAUUAAAUAUUUUGUUUAAGGAGCAAAAAAACGAUCAGGGUUGUUAUUCCUAUUAUUAUUAUUGUUAAUAUGGGUGUCGGUAUAGUGUAGUUAAUUCUAUGAGCUUUAUUUUUAUGAUUGUAUGCAUAAAUAUACUAACGUAUAAACUUAUAUACAUAUGCUUAUUUAUAUAUACAUAAGCUGUCAAUAUUUGUUUAUUGUGUUCUUCAUUACAAUAUUUGAAUUUGAUUCAUCUCCCUGUCUAUCCUACCUACCCGCCUACCCAUCCAUUUUCCUACCUUUUCAUCUAUCAACCAACCAACCGACCAACCAUCUAUCCAUUUCUCCACUCUUAACCCUUCCUUAUGUCUCAUUAUCUUAGAGUAUAUUUAAAGGAAAAUAAUAUCAUUACUAAUAACCGUAAUAAUCAUGAUAAACAAUUAAUGGUAGAAUUACAAAUUAAUUUAGAAACAGAGUUGGUCAAGUUUGCUCAAAUUUUCAUUUUGUACACGUCUAUAAUAAUAAUAAUAUUGAUGUAUGUAUAUUGUGUAUGCAACUUGUAGGCCUGCAUAUACAUAUAUAUAUAUAUAU
Molecule: messenger RNA, 3225 nt
Organism: Trichobilharzia regenti
Lineage: Eukaryota; Metazoa; Platyhelminthes; Trematoda; Strigeidida; Schistosomatidae
Source: the annotation of a GenBank genome assembly